Molecule: messenger RNA, 874 nt
Organism: Elaeis guineensis (African oil palm)
Lineage: Eukaryota; Viridiplantae; Streptophyta; Magnoliopsida; Arecales; Arecaceae
Source: RefSeq, a predicted model, not a curated record
GUGUCCCACCUCCAACGUUCUCGGGCCACCUUGGCCCCCGCUCCCAUUCGUCCCCAUCCGCCUUUAUACACUCCACCCAUCAUUCCUGUCCCUUCCAAAAGCCAUAGGCGAAGAACCGAUCCGUUGCUUCUCUGCUUCCGUCCUCACUACUUUCUUCUACUUUUUCGAUCGCUCUCGAUCAUCCUCCAUGGCUUCAAGGAUGUCGAAUCUGUGGCGAUCCGUCGCGAAUUCUCGGCGAUUCGCAACGUCGACGGCCCAAAAGAUGAAGGCCUUCACACCAACUGCAAAUGAUUUCGUGGGCCCACAUCAUGCCCCCAAACCAAGGGGGGACUUUGUGCCGGUGUAUGUGGCGCUGGGGCUGAUAACGUUGUCGGUAUCUUUCGGGCUGUACACGGCGGAGCACGAGCUGCUGUACGCGCCCAACGUGCUGGUGAGCAAGAAGAAGAGGGAGAUGGUGCCGGAGGUAGAGGACCCCGAUUGGGCCGCCCAAGAGGCCGACCGAUUCGUCCGCAAAUCCAUCUUCCGCAAGAUCGGCCACCUCCAGGACUUCGACGUCGUCCGGGCCGGCAUCUCCGAUCCCACCCGGGCCAACGUGCCGAGGAAAGUGGAAACACUGAAGUCGGUUGGGGUGGACCCACGAGGCCACUAAGAAGGCUCGCCAGGUCUUGGGCUAAGGAAUAUUGAAAGUAUUCACCUUUGUAAAUAUGGUGUUAUGUUCAUGGUUUGUUUGCUGUAAAAAGGGUCGAUUCCUUCCUUCUGAAGUGCGUCUUUAAAGGGAGGGUCUGCCUUUUCUCUCUCUUGGGUGCUCCUGAAUCCUGCUGUAAAUAAGAAAUAAUUUCUGGGGUUUUAUCCUAAUAAUACAGCCAAUUCUGCA